GUGAACAAGCUAUUUUUCAUUUCACCGAUCUCAGAAACAUAUCUGAAAAUGAUGUUAAUACACACGGAUAAGACCAAAUGGGGCUGCGAAGAGGGGGUCUUCUCGUGUGACUGAUAUCUCAGCCGAUCCAAUGAAGGUCCUCCUGUAUGUCAGUGCCAAUCCUCCUGACGUGCAUCACAUGUCUCAGGCGACGCGCGCCUGUGGGAGGGAUUUCUCUGCAGAUUGGAGCAGUUAGAUAGACGGCAGUGUGAGUCUGAGGGAGAUCGAGAGAGCGAGGGGGUCUCAGGCACCGUUCGGAGAGCAUUAUCUCCUUGGGCUGAUUUUCCAUUCACAAUGAAAGCAACUGGACAGUCUGAAAGGAAUGGCUUGUGAAUUAUCCUGCCACCUGCAGUCGGGCAUCCUCCUUGUCUGAAGGACAUCAUUGUUUAUGGGAACUAUUGGCAUUGUCUCCUGAGGAUAUAGCUCUCCUUUUGGGACGCCAUUUUCCACCCUUGCUGAGAAGCAGUGUAGCCAGGAGAUGGCUAACAACUCAUACAGUGGGGUGAAGAACUCUGUGGCUGAGCCCAAUCAUGAAGGAGAGUUUGGCUGCUCGCUCAAAGAGCUGCGCUCUCUUAUGGAACUGCGGGGGGCAGAAGGAUUAGACAAAAUCCAUGACACUUAUGGGGACGUUAAUGGACUUUGCAGCAGACUGAAAACAUCGCCUGUUGAUGGUUUAAGUGGGCAGCCCUCAGAUAUUGAAAAAAGAAAAGGAGUGUUUGGACAAAACUUUAUACCCCCCAAAAAGCCAAAAACCUUUCUUCAGUUAGUAUGGGAAGCAUUACAAGAUGUAACAUUGAUUAUUUUGGAAGUUGCAGCAAUAGUUUCUUUAGGCCUUUCUUUUUAUAAACCUCCGGAUUCAGAUAGUAAAAACUGCGGGGAGGCAGCUGGAGGAGUGGAGGAUGAUGGAGAAGCAGAGGCAGGGUGGAUAGAAGGAGCAGCUAUCCUCCUGUCUGUUGUUUGUGUGGUGCUCGUGACGGCAUUUAACGACUGGAGUAAGGAGAAACAGUUUCGUGGCUUACAGAGCCGCAUUGAACAAGAGCAGAAGUUUACGGUGGUUCGGGGAGGACAAGUCAUUCCAAUCCCUGUGGCCGAGAUCGUCGUCGGGGACGUUGCACAAGUUAAAUAUGGUGACCUCCUGCCUGCUGAUGGUGUUCUCAUCCAGGGCAACGACCUCAAAAUAGAUGAGAGCUCACUAACUGGAGAGUCUGAUCAUGUGAAGAAAUCACUGGAGAAAGAUCCUAUGCUGCUGUCAGGUACUCAUGUAAUGGAGGGCUCUGGAAAAAUGGUGGUCACUGGUGUCGGAGUCAAUUCCCAAACUGGAAUCAUCUUCACGUUAUUGGGGGCGGGAGAGGAUGAAGAGGAUGAUGAUGAGAAGGAGAAAAAAACAGAGAAAGAACGAAAAAAAGAGAAGAAAAAUAAAAAGCAGGAUGGCUCUGUGGAGAACAGAAAGAAAGCUAAAGCCCAAGAUGGAGCUGCAGUGGAGAUGCAGCCUCUGAACAGUGAUGAAGGGGCUGAGGGUGAAGAGAAGCGAAAAGCCAAUUUGCCAAAGAAAGAGAAAUCAGUUUUGCAAGGGAAGCUGACCAAAUUAGCAGUCCAAAUUGGCAAAGCAGGUCUGGUGAUGUCUGCCAUCACAGUGAUCAUCUUGGUGGUGCUGUUUGUGGUGGACACUUUCUGGGUCCAGGGACUUCCCUGGGAGAAAGAAUGCACGCCCAUUUACAUACAGUUCUUUGUCAAGUUCUUUAUCAUCGGUGUGACAGUGCUGGUGGUGGCUGUUCCAGAGGGUCUUCCACUGGCCGUAACAAUCUCGCUGGCUUAUUCUGUGAAAAAAAUGAUGAAAGAUAAUAAUUUGGUGAGGCAUCUUGAUGCCUGUGAGACCAUGGGCAAUGCCACAGCCAUCUGUUCGGAUAAGACGGGUACUCUGACUAUGAACAGGAUGACUGUUGUACAGGUCUUUGUGGCAGACAAGCACUACAAGAAGGUCCCUGAACCCAGUGUAUUUCCUGCCAGCACCUUGGACUUGCUCAUACUGGGCAUCAGUGUCAACUGUGCUUAUACCACCAAUAUCAUGCCCCCUGAGAAGGAAGGAGGCCUAAAUCGUCAGGUGGGCAACAAAACUGAAUGUGCCUUGCUGGGUUUUGCCUUGGAACUGAAAAAAGACUAUCAAGCUGUCCGCAAUGAAAUCCCUGAAGAGAAGCUUUACAAAGUCUACACCUUCAACUCUGUAAGGAAAUCCAUGAGCACUGUGCUAAAGAAUGCUGAUGGAAGCUUUCGGAUGUUCAGCAAAGGAGCCUCUGAGAUUCUGCUGAGGAAGUGUCAUAAGAUCCUGACAGCAACAGGCGAAGCAAAGGUUUUUCGGCCCAGGGACAGAGAUGACAUGGUGAAGAGGGUGAUCGAGCUCAUGGCCUCUGAGGGCCUGAGGACCAUCUGCCUGGCUUACAGGGACUUUCCCGCUUCUGAAGGAGAACCAGACUGGGAUAAUGAGAGUGAAAUCCUCACUAGGCUCACCUGUGUGUGUGUGGUGGGCAUUGAAGACCCAGUCAGACCAGAGGUCCCUGAUGCCAUUAGAAAGUGCCAGCGUGCGGGAAUCACAGUACGCAUGGUCACCGGGGACAACCUUAACACUGCCCGUGCCAUAGCAACUAAAUGUGGCAUCCUGCUGCCAGGAGAUGACUUCCUCUGCAUAGAGGGCAAAGAGUUCAACCGCCGGAUCCGCAAUGAAAAGGGAGAGAUUGAACAAGAGCGAAUUGAUAAGAUAUGGCCUAAACUUCGGGUCCUGGCUAGAUCUUCACCAACAGACAAACAUACACUAGUCAAAGGUAUAAUUGACAGCACUGUUGUGGAGCAGAGGCAGGUUGUGGCGGUAACAGGAGAUGGCACCAAUGAUGGCCCUGCCUUAAAAAAGGCCGAUGUUGGGUUUGCCAUGGGCAUUGCCGGCACAGACGUGGCAAAAGAAGCCUCUGACAUCAUCCUCACUGACGACAACUUCAGCAGCAUCGUCAAAGCUGUCAUGUGGGGGAGGAACGUGUAUGACAGCAUUUCAAAAUUCCUCCAGUUCCAGCUCACCGUAAAUGUGGUGGCUGUGAUCGUGGCCUUCACUGGAGCUUGCAUCACACAGGACUCUCCUUUGAAAGCUGUACAGAUGUUAUGGGUGAAUCUGAUUAUGGACACAUUUGCCUCUUUGGCCUUGGCCACUGAACCCCCCACUGAAUCUCUUCUGCUAAGGAAGCCUUAUGGUCGUAAUAAGCCCCUCAUCUCCAGGACAAUGAUGAAGAACAUAUUGGGUCAUGCUGUCUACCAACUCACCAUCAUCUUCACUCUACUCUUUGCUGGUGAGAAGAUGUUUGACAUAGACAGUGGACGUAACACCCCUCUUCAUGCACCCCCUUCUGAGCACUAUACCAUUGUCUUCAACACCUUCGUGAUGAUGCAGCUGUUUAAUGAAAUCAAUGCACGCAAGAUCCACGGAGAACGGAAUGUCUUUGAAGGCAUUUUCAACAAUUUGAUCUUCUGUACCAUCGUCUUUGGCACGUUUGUCAUUCAGAUUGUGAUUGUGCAGUUUGGAGGAAAGCCGUUCAGCUGUGUGGGGCUGAACAUUGAGCAGUGGCUGUGGUGUAUUUUCUUGGGCUUUGGAUGUCUACUCUGGGGACAGGUCAUCUCCUCCAUCCCCACAAGUCGGCUGAAAUUCCUGAAGACCGCAGGUCAUGGCACGCAGAAGGAGGAAAUCCCUGAUGAAGAGUUGGAGGAGCUGGAGGAACUCGAUGAAAUAGACCAUGCUGAGCGAGAGCUCCGUAGGGGACAGAUCCUCUGGUUCAGAGGCCUCAACCGCAUACAGACUCAGAUGGAUGUAGUGAGUGCGUUCCAGAGCGGAAUUUCCUUUCAGGCAGCCGUCAGGCGCCAACCCUCCAGCGCCAGCCAACAGCACGAUAUCCGAGUGGUAAAUGCAUUCCGCAGCUCGCUGUCACCCUAUGAGGGCCUGGAGAAGCCAGAGUCUCGCAGCUCCAUUCAUAACUUCAUGACCCAUCCAGAGUUCCGGAUAGAAGACUCGGAGCCUCACAUCCCCCUUAUCGAUGACACAGACGCAGAAGACGAUGCCCCCACUAAGAGAAAUGCAACACCCACCCCUCCUCCCCCACCUUCACCCAAUCAGAACAAUAAUGCCGUACACAGUGGAUUCCACCUCUUCCUGGAUCCUAGCAAGUCAGCCACACCCUCAGCUCCCGGGAGCCCAAUGCACAGCUUAGAGACGUCCCUUUGAUCAGCUCCGCCCCUCAGUACGACAGACAACACCUGUUUGUCUCCCCAGAGACUAAAGCCUGGAGAACUCAUGGAUGAGAGGGGCGGAGCCAAAGAUCUCUUGGGAGCUUAGCUCUUAGCUUUGGCUUCUCUUUAUAUGGAUGGUGUUGAACGUUAUUCAAACAUUGAUUUCUGCAUUAUUUGGCUGUUAAUAUUUUGAAUUAUUUAUGUUUUUUUGGAAGACACAGGUCUGUUUACAAAGUUUGUAGAUACUUUUUUUCCUUCUGUUCGUUGGUGGAAGAGCUUCCUGGUACAGAGAAAUGGGGACAGAUAUUUCAGAUACUGCUGUAUUUUCAGGAAAAAAGGGUGUUUCUAUGGAAACUGAACUAUUUUUGCCUGCAAAUUUUAUUUGUUAUAUAUUUGUAGAUACAUAGAAUCUUCUAGCCAAAUAGAUAACACCAAGGCUUGUAUAGCAAUGAGCAGAGAUAUUGAGAUCCAUGGGUGGUUUUUAAUUGGACUGGGAGGGGGGCUUUAAUUGAAGAUUAAGUUUUUGUCUUAGAUAGAAUUGUUCAAACCGUUCAAAGGAAAAAUAAAAGAAAAAAGUGACUUGUUUUCAAACUUAUUUUUAUUUUCAUAUUUAACUUUUUUGGAAAAAAAUGUUUUCCUGUGUUUUGUUUGUUGAUCAUACAAAAAAAAAAAAAAAAAAAAAAAAAAGUCUUCAUAUUCCAUAAAGAUUCAGUUAAGUCAGUUAAGAAAAUAUUGCUGCAGUUGAGUAUAUAUUUAAGACCUGAAAUACUGGAAACACUAAGGAAUCAACAUGAACAGGCAUACACUGGUAUCACAGCACAGGGUACUUUAUGUCAGAUCCCUAAGGAACAUUUUGAUACAGACCUUAUAAAUAAAUUGUAUUUUUAUGCGGGGGCACCUCAACCUGCUGAACCAGAAAUACAGGGAUUUUACAUAAAUUAUAUUCACAGGGGGGUGGGGCACUCUUCAAAUAAGGGUUGUGAUUGGUUCUCCAAGUAAUACAAUACUCAGGGUGGCUUAUAGCAUGAAACUUGUGGUCAAAAUACUAACAUGUUUUGUGUUUUUUGUAAUGUUUAGGAAUAGAUUUAAUUUUUGACAGCAGGGUUCCAGUUUAGACUUGCUUUUCUGCUCUCAUUGGUUCAAUAAGAGUGUAAAGUAAAAAAGAGGAAUACAGGAGGAAAGGAAUUCGGAUUUCUUCAGUCAUCACAACCACAUUUUUUUAUUUUUUUUUUAUGUUUAUUAAACAAAAA
Myxocyprinus asiaticus (Chinese sucker) is the source of this 5549-nucleotide messenger RNA. Its product is annotated as plasma membrane calcium-transporting ATPase 1-like. Gene Ontology annotation, biological process: calcium ion transmembrane transport; regulation of cytosolic calcium ion concentration. NCBI's taxonomy places the organism in Eukaryota, Metazoa, Chordata, Actinopteri, Cypriniformes, Catostomidae. Gene Ontology annotation, molecular function: ATP hydrolysis activity; P-type calcium transporter activity; ATP binding. The record is from RefSeq and is a predicted model, not a curated record. Gene Ontology annotation, cellular component: intracellular membrane-bounded organelle; membrane. The coding region runs from base 518 to 4294 and encodes 1258 amino acids. The transcript is spliced from 22 exons.